Ostertagia ostertagi is the source of this 285-nucleotide messenger RNA. The record is from the annotation of a GenBank genome assembly. NCBI's taxonomy places the organism in Eukaryota, Metazoa, Nematoda, Chromadorea, Rhabditida, Trichostrongylidae.
AUGUCGCGCAAAUCAACAUGCCAGCAGCUCCGCCUGACAGGCGAGAAUUCACCAAAUCAGCUCUCCCUAUCGAACGUAUCGAUGAUAUUGUCAUACCCGAGCGUCGUCCUCAAACAACGGCGGAGGUCUCCCAAACGAUCACUGACGAAGCCCGUAUCUUCCACAUUGAUGAGCAUUUCACUCCCAGAGCAGAUCACCACCACAGAACGCAUCGUCACGGGUUCUGUUGCUUUCGAAGAAGGAGUGAGUCAACCUGAUUUUUCGUUCUUAAAAACUAGAAAGGAA